Fusarium graminearum PH-1 is the source of this 1053-nucleotide messenger RNA. RefSeq names its product proteasome component C5. The transcript is spliced from 2 exons. The coding region runs from base 121 to 915 and encodes 264 amino acids. Lineage: Eukaryota; Fungi; Ascomycota; Sordariomycetes; Hypocreales; Nectriaceae. The record is from RefSeq and is a predicted model, not a curated record. Gene Ontology annotation, cellular component: proteasome core complex.
AUGAUAAGGCAGCAUCAACGUCAACUUCACCAACCACCGAAAUCGACUCUCGUCGCCCUGCGCAUCAAAAAUAAUUUUGCCCCCAGUACUACCGCUCUUUUCACAUCACAAUCUGCAACCAUGGCUGCCAUGUUUAGCCAAAACCCCUUGAUGAAUGGGCCCAACUACUCAUUCUCCGAAGCUCCCAAGACCAACCAUGGAGAGUUUCGUGAGCAUCGAUUCAACCCAUACACCGACAAUGGUGGCUCAACUCUGGCCAUCGCUGGCGCCGAUUUCACCAUCAUGGCCGGUGACACUCGCCACACCAGCGGUUACAGCAUCAACUCUCGCAUGUCCCCCAAGGUGUUCCGAAUUGGCGGCACGACCGCAUCCCAAGAGGACGCCACACUAGUCCUAUCAGUUGUUGGCUUUGCCGCCGACGGCGAAGCCCUCCGCGAUCACCUCGACACCAUCUGCAAGAUCUACCGUUAUCGCCACGGCAAGCCCAUGUCUGUCAACGCUUGCGCGAAGCGUCUCUCUACAGUUCUUUAUGGCAAGCGAUUCUUCCCAUACUAUUCGCAUGCGAUGCUCGGCGGUUUGGACGAGGAGGGCAGGGGCGCUGUAUACUCGUAUGAUCCUGUAGGAAGUUACGAGAGAGAGCAAUGCCGUGCAGGCGGCGCUGCGGGCAGUUUGAUCAUGCCUUUCCUCGACAACCAGGUCAACUUCAAGAACCAGUACAUUCCCGGAAGCGGAGAGGGUCACGAGUUGAAGGAGAGAGAACGACGUCCUUUGACACGAACUGAGGUCGAGACCGUCGUCAAGGACGCCUUUGAUGGUGCAGUCGAGCGACACAUCGAAGUUGGUGACAACCUCCAAAUGCUCAUUAUCACUGCGGAUGGUAUUGAGGAAACAUUCUUGCCCUUGAAGAAGGACUAAACGAGUGGUGGGAUAAGAAUGUACAACAGGGUUUACUUAGACGUCACAGAAUCGACGGGCCUUUCUUACGGUCACCUGCGAUGCUUUGUCCAUGUCAAAGACAUGAUUAUUACAACAAGUAGCCUUUGAUGAUGAAAU